AGCCGGACGGUUCGAGUCCGGUCCGUGCUACGCUGUUUCGAAUGCCGCGUGGGAACGGCGUGGCUCGUAGGGAUAUCGGCGGCAGCGUGACUGGGAAUCCUUGCCCUUGCUGGGCCGACCUGACGUGUUCCUGAACGACGCUGCUGCCCGCUGCCAGCUCUGCCGUUGCUUUGUGUGCAUCACGGAUGAUUCAGGGGCAAUUUCUGGGAACGGUCCACAGAUGUCACAUCUUGGCAGGGAAGCAUAGGAAAAGAGCUAUAUGACUUUAGUGAGCUAAAUAUGAACUGUGCUUUCUAAGCAUCUGGAGACUUCUCUUUAGAAUAUUAAGCUAAAUGGAAGAAAAGUAACUGCUGUAGGAAAAGGUUACAAAGGUUACUUUGCAAGGGGAAAAAAGGUAUUUAUUGAGCUUUUCCGAGUUGCCGAGUUCUGGCUCUGGGUGUGGAGUCUCUUGUCCACACUGCUCUGCAGGAUGCUGGCGGUGCCCAGGAAGGCAUCGUGGUGCUCUGUGGGGUGCAGCCUUUGUGAUGAGAGCUGCAGAUGCCAAGAGUCAGAUGUGGGGUUUAGCAGCUCCUGUGUUCUCAGGUGGCUGCAGCUUCUGCCUGGUGCGCUGCUGUUGGAAGCUGUGAGCAGCCUCACUGGUUUCUUCUUAGGUCGCAACCUAAGGGCAUGUUUCCCCCUCACACAGAACUGCUCUUUUUAGUCUGGACCAUUCCAAUCAAAGAAACUCGCAUUAUUAUUUUUUCCCUAAGCUGUGAUGUCUUUGUUUCUUUUCUGCUUAUAAAGCAUGUGCUCUGUUCAGAGCCUGCACUGAGAAAGGGAUGCCACUGAGUGUAGUGGCAGUGCUAAGUCACAGCCUGAAGCAGUGAUGGAGCACCUGGAGGGAAGGCAGGGCCAGCCCAGGGGAGCUCAGGUGCAUGCAAUGUUCUGAGUGAUGGAAGGGCUGGAGCCAGGAUCCUCCCCUUCGCAGCCCUCGUGUAAGGGUUGGCUGUGGAAGUGAGGGGAUCUCUCUGGAGAUGCUUGCGUAGCUGAGGCCUUCCAAAGGUAAGCAGCUCUUUUCCUUCAUUACUGCAUUUGGGCUUGUUCUCAUUUGCUGUAGCCAGAGACUUUGCUACCCUGCUAUUAUUGCAGCGCUUUCCCUCCUAUUAUAGCAUUACACUGAGCAUUGCUGUGCUUAGCUUGAAGUGCAGAGUUCCCAAAGUAGGGUCAGGUGUUGGUGGGCUCAGUGAUGCCCAUCUUCCUCUGGUGAGAGUGGCCAGUGUGUGCUGGCCCUUGUUUGGCAGCUUCCUGGAAUCACGCAGUCAUCCCUGGAAAUCUGCCCCCACACAGCGUUUUUGCUGAUAUUAAUUUGGGGUCUAUCUUGGAUCAGUGGAGGGGAAAAGCAGAAGAUGCCAUCAAUUUAGCUGAGCUUGUCAAUGCUGUCAAGUUACCACCUGAUGAAAUUCCUCCCUCCUAAUGAUUACAGCCAAUGAGGAGAGAUGUAUGCUGAUGGUGCUUUUGAGCAACAGAGCAGCCGGGGUCCAACUUAGACUUUAAUGUAGCGUCAUCUGGGGGCUCUUUGGCUUUAGUGAAAGGUGAAGCUUUGAACUGAGUUAUUGCUUUGAAAGCAAACAACACAAAACAAAGCGUCCGCAGAUGUAGGACAGCGUGCUGCCCCUCUCCUGCAGCCAGAUCAGCAGCCACUGCUGCAUUUUAGUACAGGUCUUCCAUGGCCCAAUUUGUUAGUAUUAGGAGUCCAUAGAGAUAAUGUCCUUUCACAUAUAAAAGAUGCUAUUGAUUUUCUGUUACCGUUGUCCUGAAAUGUGCACAGUGUGUCUAUGGAGCAGUGACAAUCCUCCAUCACUAGCUUUAUGGGAAAAGAAUGGUUAUUGAAUCUCUUCCCAUAAAAUAUAAUCUUUUUCUCUCUUCCAGAAUUUGCCAACCCCUAUGGGAGUCCCUCAUGUUAUCUCUUUGAGAAAAUUGAUUUUUUUGUCUCCUCUUUGUACAAUUGUCUAGUUUUAUUUUUAAUUUGACUCAUGUGAUUUGGAAAGGAGACUUUGCUAACAUUGUGUUGUUUUCUGUGUUGUAUUAAUUCUGCUUCUUAUAGACUAACACUUUCAGAAUGCUAUAAAAUAAAACAAAGCCAUUUGCUUGGCACAAACCUCUCUUGUUGCUGGGAGUUCUUUAGUCUGGGUGAGUCAUUGUCCUGCUCCUUCUUUCCAGGCGUGUCUGGCUGCUUUUCAGCUGCUUACAGGUAAAAUUGGGGAAGGAAACGGCAACAUGAAUUCAUAGAUGAUGAGUAGGAUGCCAAAGCCAGAGAUGACAGUGCUCUUGAAGAAAUGCUGGGUAGAACAAAAAGAUGAUCAUGGGAACAGCAAUGGCAGUCAUGUAAAGAUCUUUUUACCGAAGAAGUUGCUCGAAUGUCUACCAAAAUGCUCAAGUUUACCCAAGGAGAGGCACCGCUGGAACACUAAUGAGGAAAUUGCAGCUUAUUUAAUAACGUUUGAAAAGCAUGAAGAAUGGCUAACAACUUCCCCUAAAACAAGACCGCAGAAUGGUUCUAUGAUCCUGUAUAAUAGGAAGAAGGUGAAGUACAGGAAAGAUGGGUAUUGCUGGAAAAAAAGGAAAGAUGGGAAAACCACCCGAGAGGAUCACAUGAAGCUGAAAGUCCAAGGAGUGGAGUGCUUGUACGGCUGUUACGUCCAUUCCUCCAUCAUCCCCACGUUUCACAGAAGGUGCUACUGGCUUCUUCAGAACCCAGACAUCGUGUUGGUGCACUACCUGAAUGUUCCUGCCAUUGAGGACUGUGGAAAACCCUGCGGCCCUAUCUUGUGCUCAAUAAAUACAGACAAGAAAGAAUGGGCAAAAUGGACAAAAGAGGAACUCAUUGGACAGCUCAAACCCAUGUUUCAUGGUAUUAAGUGGACGUGCAGCAAUGGAAACAGCAGUUCAGGGUUCUCAGUGGAGCAGCUGGUGCAGCAGAUCCUCGAUAGUCACCAGACCAAACCGCAGCCUCGGACACACAACUGUCUCUGCACUGGUACCUUGGGGGCAGGAAGCAGUGUGCAUCACAAGUGUAACAGUGCCAAACACCGCAUCAUAUCACCAAAGGUCGAACCAAGGACAGGUGGGUACAGCACUCAUUCAGAGGUACAAAAUAACGAUGUCUCUGAAGGCAAGAACGAGCACAGUCAUGGCAAGGCCUCCAGCCGGGAGAAGAGGAAUGGCAAAGUGGCAAAACCAGUGUUGCUCCAUCAAAACAGUACCGAGGUUUCUUCCACCAACCAGGUCGAAGUCCCUGACACAACCCAGAAUUCUCCUGUGUCCAUCAGCAGUGGAUUAAAUAGCGAUCCAGAUAUGGCGGAUAGCCCAGCAGUCACUGGUGUGUCCAGCAUGGCUGUAGCAUCAGUUAUGGGAAGCCUGUCACAAAGUGCCACAGUGUUUAUGUCAGAAGUCACCAGUGAGGCUGUGUACACCAUGUCACCCACCUCCGGCCCGAAUCAACACCUUCUGUCCUCAGAUGCGGCUGCACAAGGGCUGGUACUUGCUGUGAGUUCUGAUGGACACAAAUUUGCUUUUCCAACAACAGCCAGUUCAGAGAGCUUGUCCAUGCUACCCAGCACCGUCUCCGAGGAACUUGUGCUCUCCACAACUUUAGAUGGAAAUAGAAAAAUUCCAGAAACCACCAUGAAUUUUGACCCAGACUGUUUUCUUAAUAACCCCAAGCAAGGGCAGACUUAUGGUGGAGGGGGUAUGAAAGGUGACAGCAUCAGUACCAACAUAAGGCAGUCACCCACCACAGAACGUAGCUUCAACUUCAAUACAACCCUCACGAAGGAAAUUAAAACAGAGGACACGUCUUUUGAACAACAGAUGUCCAAAGAAGCAUUUUCCUCCACUUCUGCAUCUAACACUCUCACCCUCACUACUGGUUCAGGUUUGCUUCCAUCUGGAGGGGGUCUGAGCCCAAGUACCACCUUGGAGCAGAUGGACUUCAGUGCCAUUGACUCCAACAAGGACUAUUCUUCCAGCUUCAAUCAGACAGUCCAGAGCCCUCACGUUCAUCAGACCCCUUCCCCCAGCUUCUUUCUGCAGGAUGCCAGCAAACCUCUUCCCCUUGAGCAAAACACCCACAACAACCUGAAUGACACAAGUGGCUCAUUUGUGAAUACAAUAGGAAUCCCCAGUGUGAAAACAGAGUCCCCAUCCCAAACCACUUCCAACUGCAAUGGCACGGUGGAAACCAGAAUAGAGUCCACCUCUUCUCUCCAGCUCAUGCAGUUCCAAGCAAAUUUCCAGGCUAUGACUGCAGAAGCUGAAGUUCCCAUGGAGACCUCCCAGCAGGCAGAAGGGAAUGAAAAUCUACUUAAAUCAGGGGAUCUUCAAGCCUGCAGCACAGAACACUACUUGCAACCUGAGACCAAUGGAGGUAUCAGGAAUGGGAACAAUCUCCCUAUUCUCCAAGGAAACAUGGUACAAGGACUCUAUCCUGUGGCCCAUCCCAGCUUAAAUAACUCCUCCAACAUGGAGCUUAACUUGGACCACUUUGACAUCUCCUUCAGCAACCAGUUUUCUGAUCUAAUUAAUGAUUUCAUAUCUGUGGAAGGUGGGAGCAAUGCCCUCUAUGGACACCAGUUGGUGUCAGGUGACAGUGCCGGACUCUCUCAGCCUGAAGACAGUAACAGAACAACCUACAACCAGGCUGAAAUGUGCAUUCCUUGCUGCAGUCCUCAGCAAGCCAACAUGCAGCUCAGCAGCACAGAGAAUGGAGCCAGCACGAUGGCAUACAUGCAUGUGGCUGAGGUGGUCUCGGCAGCUGCAGCACAAGGCACUUUGGGGUUGCUACAGCAGAGUGGGCGCUUGUUCAUGGUGACAGAUUAUUCACCAGAAUGGUCUUACCCUGAGGGAGGAGUGAAAGUUCUAAUCACUGGUCCAUGGCAAGAAGCCAGCAAUAAUUACAGCUGUCUGUUUGAUCAGAUCUCAGUGCCUGCAUCUUUAAUUCAGCCAGGAGUACUGCGCUGCUACUGCCCAGCUCAUGACACUGGGCUCGUGACUUUGCAAGUUGCCUUCAACAAUCAGAUCAUCUCCAAUUCUGUGGUGUUUGAAUACAAAGCCAGAGCUCUGCCAACCCUGCCUUCCUCCCAGCAUGACUGGCUGUCUUUAGAUGAUAACCAGUUCAGGAUGUCGAUACUGGAGCGCCUUGAGCAGAUGGAGAGGAGAAUGGCGGAAAUGACUGGCUCCCAGCAGCACAAGCAAGGAGUGGGAGGCGGGAGCAAUGGGAGUGGGAAUGGAGGAACACAGGUGCAGUGCGUUUCUGGGACUGGAACCUUGGGCAGCUGCUUUGAGAGCCGCGUGGUGGUGGUGUGUGAGAAGAUGAUGAGUCGUGCUUGCUGGGCAAAGUCCAAACACUUGAUCCAUUCAAAGACUUUCCGAGGAAUGACGCUGCUCCACCUCGCUGCUGCCCAGGGCUACGCUACGCUGAUCCAGACCCUCAUCAAGUGGCGCACCAAACACGCAGACAGCAUUGAUCUGGAGCUGGAAGUUGACCCUUUGAAUGUGGAUCAUUUCUCCUGCACCCCCCUGAUGUGGGCAUGUGCCCUGGGCCACAUGGAUGCAGCUGUUGUGCUGUAUAAGUGGGACCGCCGAGCCAUCUCUAUUCCUGACUCCCUUGGGAGGCUGCCGCUGGCAAUUGCCCGCUCUCGGGGCCACGUGAAGCUGGCAGAAUGCUUGGAGCAGCUGCAGCGUGAUGAGCAAACUCAGCUUGGACAGAACCCCAGAAUUCAGUGCCCCUCGAGCACCGACUCCAGCACAGAAAGCUGGGUGUCCCAGUGGCACAGUGAGCUUAUUGCAUCUCAAGAGCCUCAGAAGGGAGUCACUGUGAUUUCCAGUACCAACACAGAGCUGAGACGACCAAGAUCAGAACCUUCCAGUUACUACAGUAGUGAGACUCAGAAAGAUUACCCUGCACCCAAAAAACAUAAGCUGAGCCCUGAAUAUUUUCAAGCCCGGCAAGAGAAGCUGCUUUCCACUGCACUGAGCCUGGAACAGCCAAGUGUCAGGAAGCAGAACUCCAGCUCCAAGCAGUCCACCACUGAGACAAUCAGCCCCAGUGAAGGGAUAAGGGACUAUGGCCGGGAGCUCUCCCAGCACAUCCCAGAAGCAGCUGGAUACCGGGGUUCUGGCAGCCAAGCGGGCAUCAAAUGGAAUCCAAAAGACAUUUAUAUUGGUGUGUCUGCAGUGCAGUUGGUGGGGAGCCAGAAGAGCGCUGCGCUGGGGAAGGACGCUGUGGGCCAUCGGCUACGCCAGCGAGAGCAGAUGAAUGUGCUGAUGUUGGCUGACAGGGAGUUGGUGGAUGCAGAGCUCUUGUCCUAUAGGGACAGUGUAGGGGAUGAGGACUGCUUACGCCACAUGGAUGACUUGCAGGUGAACAUGAUGACACUUGCAGAGCACAUUAUUGAAGCUACGCCUGACAGGAUCAAGCGGGAGAAUUUUGUGCCAAUGGAGUCACCGCAGGUGGAGAGAGCAGAGAGUGCUGCCAUGAGCACCACGAUGAGCUGGCUGGCCAGUUACCUUGCUGAUGUCGAUCAUCUGCCGAGUGCUGCACAGAUAAGAAAUCUGUAUAGCGAACCCUUGACCCCUUCUUCAAACACCAGCUUGAGCCCUGCAGGCUCACCCAUCAGUGAAAUAGCUUUUGAGAAACCCAGCCUUCCUUCGGCAGCAGACUGGUCUGAAUUUCUGAGUGCAUCCACCAGCGAGAAGGUAGAAAAUGAGUUUGCACAGUUAACUCUGUCUGAUCAUGAGCAGAGAGAGCUCUAUGAAGCUGCCAAACUCGUCCAGACAGUCUUCAGGAAAUAUAAGGGUCGUCCACUCCGGGAACAGCAAGAGGUGGCUGCUGCUGUCAUUCAGCGUUGCUACCGAAAAUACAAACAGCUUACUUGGAUAGCCUUGAAGUAUGCACUUUAUAAAAAGAUGACGCAAGCUGCCAUUCUUAUCCAGAGCAAAUUCCGAAGCUAUUAUGAGCAGAAGAAAUUCCAGCAGAGCCGACGGGCCGCGAUGCUGAUCCAGCAGUACUACCGCAGCUACAAAGAAUGUGGGAAGAGGAGGCAGAACCGUCGGACGGCCACCAUUGUGCAGCAGAAACUCAGAAGCAGUCUGCUUACCAAGAAGCAGGACCAAGCUGCUCGCAAGAUUAUGCGGUUUUUACGACGCUGCCGCCACAGCAGAGACAUGCAACAACAACAAAAAUACCCACUGCAGUUCUGGAAAUACCAUCUGCAGGAUUUUAACAGUAAUGUUUUGGUCAUUGCAUUUGCACUUUCAUGGACAACAUUUAAUUUGUUCAGCAAGACAUCUUGGAACUCAAUCUUCUGUUGGAUCAUAGGAAUAAAAAAAAGACACCAGGAAGAAUUUGUGAGUUGCUUCAUUCUCCAAGAAGGAAGAAGCGAUUAAUUAUCCUUUUCAUAUAGGGCUGUAUUGAACAACAUGUGGAACUGUACAAAUAUUAUACCAAAAAUAUUGUUCAGAAAAGGUGGGAAUGCACAAGCAACACAAGAAUGGUGUUCCUGCACUUGUCGGUCAUCUCCAAGAAACUGAAGCUUUGAGAGUCUCAGUGGAGGGGCUUAGAUCAGUACGUCUUUAUUGGGUCCAUGCAUCCUCAUUUCCUUUGCACAUCUGUCCUUUGUGUUUUAUUUAAAUCUCUACAGCACACUUAAUGCAACUUUUUAAAUCUGCAGGUUUUUAAUACAUCCCGUGGGAACUUUGAGAAGGGGUUGGCAUGUGAGAUAAACGGGUAACGUGCAAGAAGCAGAGAGAGCAACUUAAGCAAGUUUUAAAAAGUUUCUUUUUGGUAUUUUUACUCUAGAACCUGCAAAAACGUAUCAGUUGCCAUGUAUUUUCUCUCAUAUUCAGCACUUUAUUUUCUAGCCUUACUUUCACGUACUGUUAUUUUAAUUAAGUUCUUACAAUAAUUUGCAAGACAUGUAGCUUUUUGUCGUAACUGUCAAACCUCUUGUCGUUUUGCAGAGUCACGUACAUUUGUUGCCUGGACAUUUUAUGCCACCUAAAGAGCAGAGUGGUGCUGCAUUCUGGCCAGUAAAUUUCUUUUUUUGGCUCUUUCAUCAAAUCUGGGCAGUUUCUGUAUAUAUAGAAGGUAGAAAUGGAAAAUGAGAAAAAAAAUAUUUGAAAGGGAAUAUAUUGAUUAAUUACUAAAUAUUUUAUUCAUAAAGGGUCAAUAACUUGGCAAGAUAAAAUUAUUAUUUGUAUAGUUUUGUCUGAAUGAACGAGAAGAGUGUGGAUGUAUUGUUUGUACAUAUUGUAUAUAUUAAACAAAGAGAUAUGUGCAUGAACUCAAGAAAAAGAAAUGAACAAAAGCAAAGCAUUAGUGGCUAUGGUCUGUAAAAUGAAACAAAAACUUUAUUUCACUAUAAGAAACUUUAUUUUAAAUGUUCUUUAGAAGAACAUUUUUGCUAAAGCAUGACUAAAUGGCAAAAAAGAGCUACUGUAUUUAGACUUAGGAAAAAAGGCAGAGCAACAUUACUUUAAAAAAAAAAAAAAAGAAAGAAAAAAAAAAAAGGAUAUGUUUACAUUUGAUUUUGGCUACCAGGAGUUCGGUUUGGUUGAAUUUCCGUUAUUUAUUCCUUCCUUCUUUUUGCCCCCCCGUCUUUUUUUUCCUUUUUAUUUAUUUAUUUUUUUUUGCCAAUGGUGCCAAGUAAUGUGAAUGCUAAUAUUGCUUCAGAAACUUACGUUACUUUUGCAAAGCAGAUAAUCAUAAAAGUACAGAAAUGUAUCUAGCUUAACACCAUACACUCACUCCAAUAAAGAACACUUAGAAUGAAUAUAAAAUGAAGAAAAAAAAAAAAAAGAAA
This is a messenger RNA of Tympanuchus pallidicinctus (lesser prairie-chicken), 8840 nucleotides long. It is a transcript of the gene CAMTA1, whose product is annotated as calmodulin binding transcription activator 1. Bases 2269 to 7425 code for a protein of 1718 amino acids. The record is from RefSeq and is a predicted model, not a curated record. Gene Ontology annotation, molecular function: transcription coregulator activity; protein binding; double-stranded DNA binding. NCBI's taxonomy places the organism in Eukaryota, Metazoa, Chordata, Aves, Galliformes, Phasianidae. The transcript is spliced from 23 exons. Gene Ontology annotation, cellular component: nucleus. Gene Ontology annotation, biological process: regulation of transcription by RNA polymerase II.